Molecule: messenger RNA, 1026 nt
Organism: Aspergillus campestris IBT 28561
Lineage: Eukaryota; Fungi; Ascomycota; Eurotiomycetes; Eurotiales; Aspergillaceae
Product: alpha/beta hydrolase
Exons: 1
Coding region: 1-1026 (341 amino acids)
Molecular function (GO): hydrolase activity
Source: RefSeq, a predicted model, not a curated record
AUGCCCUCCCCCCCCUCGAGAUGGUGGUUGCUCGCCCAGGCCGUCUUCUGGCGCUCUCUGAUGCGCCUCGGCAUGUUCCUGCAUGAUAUCGCCCCUCCACGAGCCCCGUAUCCCUCCUUUGUCCGCUCCUUUCCGUCCGGUUCUGCCCGGGUCACCUUGUCCUUCUACUGUCCGCCCGCCUACGUUGCCGGCCGCAAGGAGGGUCGACGACUUCCCGUCGUCGUCAAUUUCCACGGCGGUGGCUUUACCUUGGGAUCCCCCACGGAUGACAGCCGCUGGGCCCAGGCGAUUAUUGAGGAGGUUGGCGCCGUCGUGGUCAGCGUGGGAUACCGCCGCGCCCCCGAGCACCCCUUCCCCGCCGCCGUCGACGAUGGCGUCCUGGCCCUGCAGUAUCUCUCCACCAAUGCCACCGAGCUGGGCCUCGACGUCUCGCGCAUCGUGCUCUCGGGCUUCUCCGCCGGGGGCAAUCUGGCCGUCACCGUCCCCCUCCGCCUGCGCGCCCUCAUGGCCCACGACGUGCACGACCGCUGGGUGAGCCGGGCCGAUUCCACCCAGGAACUGAUCAACACCGCGGCCAGUGACCUCAACAUCGUCGGUCUGUUCUCCUGGUACCCCAUCCUGGACUUUGAAGAAUCCCGCGACCACCGCCGCGCCAUGAGUGUCAUGCCCAACAAGACCCUACCCAACUUCUUCACCGAUCUCUUUGACGAGGCCUACUUGCCGGAUCGGACGGCGCGCCAGUCGCCCUACGCGUCCCCCGUCCGGGCCCACGACGACAUCCUGGCCGAUGCCCUGCCCCGCGACAUCUUCCUCUACAUCUGCGAAUGGGACAUGCUCCUCAACGAGGGCCAGCACUUUGUCCGCCGCCUGCUGAACAUCAACAAGCACGUGCGCGCCAUGAUGAUCGAGAAGGAGCCGCACGCCUGGGACAAGUCCCCCAAUCCCUUCCGGGACCAGAAGAAGGUCAACAUCCUCUACCGCGAUGCCUGCGCGGAUAUGAAGGCCAUUUUCGAGAAGUCAUCCUAG